Messenger RNA from Rhipicephalus microplus (southern cattle tick), 3378 nucleotides. Its product is annotated as protein Skeletor, isoforms B/C-like. The record is from RefSeq and is a predicted model, not a curated record. Lineage: Eukaryota; Metazoa; Arthropoda; Arachnida; Ixodida; Ixodidae.
GGGUGGAAUGUAGGCCAGCGACGCGCCUGCGAGACUGUGCACCCGCCCCAGCCCUGCCCGUCCAGCGGGGGUUUUUGCUUGCUCGUACAGCAAGCAGUGAAAGCCGCAGCGAGGUCGACCUGUCCGUGUCCCCGAAGUGAGGCUUUUACAGUUCGCCGAAUCGUCGUCCCUUUUGCACGUGUGCGUGAAGACGGCAGCAGCGGGUUUUGUGUGUUGCUGUGAGUAGUGAUGCGACCAAAAGACGAGUGCGCGGCCGUAGAAAUCGCGCUAAGAGAUGGUGUGUGAGUGUUUCAGUGCGGGAAGUUUCCAAGCCAGCAACGAAGACGCCAUACUUUCUUCGAGGUCUCCGCUUGUGCAGCGCGCGCGCCAGUGCCAACGAUGAGGGCGGUUCGCGGCGGAUUUACCGUUACGGCCGUCCUAGCGACGGUCGCGGCGGUUCUACUGCUCCGCGGUGUGACGUGCGAGGACCCUCACGAGGGCCUCUACAUCGGUAAAAUCAACACGUACGCGCAUCAGGUGUCCGGUCAUGUGUACGCCAUCGACGAGUACACGAUACUCAUCAAGAACUUCUUCUACGACGGCUUGGGUCAGGACGCCUUCUUUUGGGCCGGAUCCAGCGUGCGACCAAGCAACGUCGGUUUCAUCGUUCCCGACGAAGAAGGCAAGACCAACAAGCUGCAGCCGUACACGGAUAAGGACAUAUACCUGCAGCUACCGAACAAGCGCAAAAUCACCAGCAUCCGCUGGUUUGCGGUGUGGAACUUGAGAGAGCAUGCCAACUACGGUGAUAUCUUCUUUCCCGAAGGAUUCGAACCGCCGUCACCCAGGCGGAUAUCGGAGUUCUCCAGGGCUGGCGCCGGUGUUCGUUCGGGAACGGUCGUGAUCGUGGAUUCCAAGACGAUUGAAAUCCCGGACUUCUACUUUAACGGGAACGUCUCGGACACCUACUUCUGGGUCGGCCUCGGACCGCAACCGAACAGCGCCGGUCAGAAGAUUCCCGACGAGAAAGGUUACCUCGAACCACUCGGUCGUUACGAGGAGAAGACCAUCCAGCUGACGUUGCCCGGAAAGAUGAGCGUCUUCGACAUCGACUGGCUGAGCGUGUGGAACGCGGAGUCGAACGAGAACUACGGUUCGGUGAUCGUGCCACACGGUCAAGACAUCCCGCCUUCGAAGCUGGGAUCCACGAAGCACGAAUCGCGCCUGCCCAAUUGCGAGCAGCUGCACGCGACUUUGCAAUUACGCUGGGAGAUACAGGGUCGCAGCAUAACGCUCCAACUCACCGGACAGAUUGAGGAGGACGAGUACAUAGCGUUCGGCAUCAGCGGCGCUACCAACUCUUCCAAGAUGGUGGGCGCCGACGUGGCGGUGUGCUACAUCGACGGCCACUACGCCAAUGCCGUCGACUACAACAUAUCGGACCGCUUCCCGUGUUCCAACGUGCUCGGCCGGUACAGGGGCGUCUGUCCGGACCUGAAAGUGGAAGAAGAGAGCUACCAGAUACUGACUUUCACGCGCAAGGACGGGCUCACCAGCUUCGUCUUCCGCCGUACGCUUCUCAACCCGGACGACGAUGGGGACCAGAUCUUCAACCCUGACGGUGACACUUACCUUGUCUGGGCCAUCGGCAAGUACAACGAGCAGAAGGAACCUUCGUUCCAUCACACCUUCCCCAGAGGCAAUCUGAAGAUAAAUUUUGGUCGCAAGGACGCCGCCGACAACUGCUUCGAGUUCACCACUGGUUUGAACCGCAAGAAGCCGGAUCCCUGGCCCCUGUUCCGCAUCCGGGACAAAGCGGUGGACACAUUCGUCGCCAGGAUCGGUCCCGCCGGCCUUUGGAAGGGCUACGUGGGCAUCACUGGCCGUAGCAGUCCCGGCGAGAGCUGGUACAUGAACGGCGUGCUCGUUCCCGAAAUUCACGUGCAGAGGGGCCGCUCGUACACGUUCCGCGUCGAAGGGGGCAACAACCCUCACAAUGCGCGCUAUUACCACCCGCUCUACAUCACCGACAGCUCAUCUGGUGGUUACGCCAGGCUUACGGAGGCGGAAAGGCAGGGCGUCAAGAUAUACGCCGGCAUCCAGUUCGACCGCCGGGGACGUCCCCAACCCAGCGCGGCGGGCCGGCUGUGUGCCUGGGUCUACAACACCUCGGAGCCCCGGCAAGCGGACGAGUUCGCGAGCUUUCCCAAGUUUCGCAACACGCUGCGCCUUCAGUGCGACGACGGCCAGCCCGCAGUGCUCUCGUGGAUGCCCAACGACAGCACGCCGGACGUCGUCUACUACCAGAGUUACACGACGCCCAACGUGGGCUGGAAGAUCGUCGUGCAGGACGAGAUAGUCACCGGCAGUGCGGCCGUCUCCUGGAACCGGAUGUCGCGGAGCGGUGCUUUGACGCUGCUGAUGGCGUUGCUGUUGAGCGUGAGAAUGUGCGUUUAGGAGCCGCCGACUCGCCGGGUGAUUGAACUGGUGGUGAUGACUGAUAAUAUCCUUAAAAUGCUGGCCAAAGUUCUUAUAAGCUUUCCUAGGAGAGAGUAUACAACUACGUAACCGUGUUUAAUAGCAAACGGCUCGUGCCCUUUUCGUAAUAAUUAGAUUUAAAUGUUUCGCGAAAAACAGCUUUCUUUGACAUGUCGGGGCUCUAGCGUUGACGCGGAGCCGGAUUCGCUACGCGUACUUUCUGAGCUUGUUCAGAAAACUCUGGGACGAGGGGCGCAGAUUGACCUACAUAACGUGGAAAAGUAAAUGCGUUAAUUUCGGCUGCGCUUUUCUGUGCCUACGUAUACUACAGGCGCAUCUUGCGUAAGAAUAUGUGUGCUAAGCAAUUGAAAAGCAGCCGAUUGGACAUGGUGGGUAGUGUGUAGUGUGUGUAACCUUUUGUUGUUAGGCUGCGGCGCUCUAAUCUAGGGUCUAGUCGCGCGAGCUUGGCGUGGCGGGCGCGCCUUUGCCAAAGCAUCACCCGCACACGUGAACUCGCUAAAGAGCCCGCGGCUGAUAUUGGUGAUGAUGUUGUCACAGUGGUUGCUACUACUACAGUCUCCGUCUUUGCGUCUCUAUAUCUCUCUCUUUUUUUAAACAAAUUAGUGCUGCCAUUUAUGCUUUUCGGAAAGUUCUUCCCGUAUUAAUGAGAGGAAACGUUCUUUCCGAACGGAUUAUCGUGAAUACUCAUGAAUUCCACAAAGCGCAAAUUGUUUGUGUUUGACACUUAUCGCCAAUAGACUUGCGAGCGAAACUCAAAAAAAAUUAUGGAAAUGCUUUACCGACGUGUUAUGUAUUUAGUAGUGUCACGUGUGUUCUGUGCAGAUGUGCCGCCCUGAAGUUUUGUGUGUCUGUGCAAUAUGAUGUAAUUACGGGAAUAUGUAUUAGAAUGUUAUCCAAGGC